Gekko japonicus is the source of this 3748-nucleotide messenger RNA. It is a transcript of the gene ATP13A2, whose product is annotated as ATPase type 13A2. Gene Ontology annotation, biological process: intracellular calcium ion homeostasis; regulation of mitochondrion organization; autophagosome-lysosome fusion. Gene Ontology annotation, molecular function: ATP hydrolysis activity; P-type transmembrane transporter activity; ATP binding. Gene Ontology annotation, cellular component: membrane. The transcript is spliced from 28 exons. Lineage: Eukaryota; Metazoa; Chordata; Lepidosauria; Squamata; Gekkonidae. The record is from RefSeq and is a predicted model, not a curated record. The coding region runs from base 1 to 3420 and encodes 1139 amino acids.
AUGCCUGUUUGUGGCAGAAGACUGCUGGAGCGCCAGCCCCCGGGCUACGGGAGCCUCCCUGAGUCCGGCAUGGAUGUCAGCGGCUACCAGACCAAAACCUGGAAGGUCAUCCUCUGCCACCUCCUAUCCCUGCUCACGCUGGGCAGCCUCCUGGUCGUCUUUCACUGGAAGCCUCGUCUCAGAGUCCAGGCGCGAUGCAGCCGCUGCCCGCUGCGCCAGGCUGACUGGGUGGUCAUUACAGACCGGUUUGGCCAGUGCUUCACCACACGAGUGCAAACAGAACAAGUCGAGGAAGGCAGUCUCGCCCUUUGCCCUGCUGCUGCUGCUGAUGGGAGAAGCAGCAUCGCCGUGGGAGUGUCAGAGGACACAGACGCCAGAGACACAAUAUGGCUUCAUCCAAAGGAGGUGGAGGAGGAGGAGGAGAAGGGUUGUGCCCUCCGUUAUUACCUCUUCGAAGGGUCGCGCUACGUCUGGAUUGAGGAGUGGGAAGCAUUCUGCAGGGUCAGCAAGUUAGACGAGAGCAGGACCUGCGCAGACAUCCAGUCCUCCCGCCGUGGGCUGAGCGCCCGGGAACGGAGCGCCAGGAGAAAGGUUUACGGACCAAACCUGAUAGAUGUACCAGUCAAAUCUUAUCUCAGCUUGCUGAUAGCGGAGGUCUUGAAUCCAUUCUACAUCUUCCAAGUCUUCAGUAUGUCCUUGUGGAUCUGCGAGAGUUACUACUAUUAUGCGGCCUGCAUCUUUAUCAUAUCCGCUGUCUCAAUCGGAAUCUCUCUUUACGAGACAAGGAAGCAAAGUAAAACCCUGCAGAGCAUGGUGCAGAUGUCGGUCAGCGUGAGAGUCUUCACGGCCAGCAGAGAGGAAACAACCAUGGACUCCAGUGACCUCGUGCCGGGCGACUGCAUCGUGGUACCCGCAGACGGGAUGUUUGUUCCUUGUGAUAUGGCCCUGCUGACUGGAGAAUGCAUGGUCAACGAAAGCCUGCUGACGGGAGAAAGCACCCCAGUGAUGAAGACCCCGUUGCCCGAAGGCCCACAGGCUGCCAGCUCCGUCUAUUCCCCUGAGGAGCACCGGCGGCACACGCUCUUCUGCGGGACACAGGUCCUCCAGGCCCGGCCCUACGCGGGGGCCGAGGUCCUGGCCGUCGUGACUCGCACAGGCUUCUGCACUGCCAAAGGAGACCUCAUCAGUUCCAUCCUCUACCCCAAGCCCCUGAACUUCAAAUUUUAUAAGGAUGCGGUGAAGUUUGUCCUCUUCCUUGCAAUCCUGGCUGCUCUUGGGACUGCCUACAGCAUCUUCAUCUUAAUUCGAAAUCGGGUUCCUGCUUGGCAGAUAGUGCUCCGAGGCUUGGAUAUCGUCACGGUGGUCGUGCCGCCAGCCCUGCCGGCUGCAAUGACUGUGGGCACCAUCUAUGCCCAAAACCGCCUGAAGAAGCGUGGGAUCUUCUGUGUCAGCCCUCCCCAGAUCAACCUCUGUGGGAAGGUGCGCCUGGUCUGCUUUGAUAAGACAGGAACUCUCACCGAGGAGGGCCUGGAUAUCUGGGGCGUCGUGCCCCGGGAGAACGGCUCUUUCCUGCCGAUUGUUCAUGAGGUGCGCUACGUGGGUGAGGGCCCCUUGCUCCGCUGCCUGGUCUCCUGCCACACAGUCUCUCUGCUCAGAGAUCAGCCCAUUGGAGACCCUGUGGACCUCAAGAUGCUGGAAUCCACUGGAUGGACCCAGGAGAUGGUUGAGGGAGCGGAGGCGGAGGCCCAAGUGGUUCGGCUUUUUGGGUCAAAGGCACUGGUUGUGAUGAAUCCGCCGCCCCUGGAGGACCAGCCUGUCGGUGCACGGCACACAGUCCCCCUCGCCGUUCUCCGCCGCUUCCCGUUUGCCUCCUCCCUGCAGAGAAUGAGUGUCUUGGUGAAGAUGCCUGGUGGCGCCUCCUCAGAGGCUUAUAUGAAGGGGGCUCCAGAAAUGGUGGCUAGCCGUUGCACACGAGAAUCAGUUCCCGUGGAUUUCUCUGAAACACUGCGUCAUUACACGAGCCAUGGCUUCCGCGUGUUGGGGCUCUCCUACAAACCCUUUGCUGCCAUCCGGACCUUUGAAGAAGCCCAGGAGGCGCCGAGGUGGGACAACAUGCUGACUGCAGUGAACGUGGCCAGGAGCUGCCGGAUGGUGGAGCCGGGGGAGCCGGUGGUCUUUGUGAACGCCCUGCCUCCCAGCGAUGGCCAGCCGUCUGCCCUCCGAUUCAUCCCCGCCGAGCCUCCCCCACAGCCGCUGGAGGGUUCCUACCAGCAGGAGAGCUACUUUCUGGAACGGCACCCUUCUCACUUUGCCUUGAAUGGGAAAUCCUUUGCCGUGGUCUGUGAGCACUUCCGUGAUCUCCUGCCAAAGAUACUGGUACGAGCCACAAUUUUUGCCCGGAUGUCACCUGACCAGAAAGCUCUCUUGGUUCGCAGUCUGCAAGGCCUGAACUACUGCGUGGGGAUGUGCGGGGAUGGUGCCAAUGACUGUGGAGCCCUGAAGGCCGCUGAUGUGGGGAUCUCGCUCUCGGAAGCAGAGGCUUCUGUGGCCUCGCCUUUCACGUCCAAAGUUGCCAACAUUGAGUGUGUGCCCAUCGUCAUACGGGAGGGCCGAUGCUCUCUGGUCACCUCCUUUGUGGUCUUCAAAUACAUGGCCCUCUACAGCUUGGUGCAGUUCGUCUCCGUGCUCCUGCUCUACACGAUCAACACCAACCUCAGUGACCUGCAGUUCUUCUUCUUCGACCUGGUGAUCACCACCACCGUGGCCGCUCUGAUGGGCAAGACCGCGCCGGCCAAGGAGCUGGGGCCGGAGCGCCCACAAGGGACGCUGAUCCACCCCGUCGUCUUGGGCAGCCUCCUCCUCCAGACAGGGCUCCUCGUUGCCGUCCAGGUCAUCUGCUACUUCAUUACCGUCUCUCAGAGAUGGUACGUUCCGUUGAACAGCACUGUGACGGCCCCUGAGAACCUCCCGAAUUAUGAAAACACGGUUGUGUUCUGCAUCUCAGGGUUCCAGUACCUCAUUCUGGCUGUGGCCAUGUCCAAGGGCUACCCUUUCAGGGAACCCCUCUAUAGCAACGUGUUCUUUUUGGUUGCCCUCAUUGUCCUGUUUGGCCUCAUGGUCUGGUUCACCCUUUACCCGCUGGGCUUCAUGACCAUGUUGACGCUGAAGGAGAUUGACGACAUGAACUUCAAGCUGGUGCUGCUUGGCAUGGCCACGCUCCAUUUCUUCAUGGCCUUUGUGUUGGAGACCUUCUUGGACCACAGCUUGUUGGAUGGCUUACGGAAGCUGCGCCGCAAGAAGGCCUCCAAGAAGAUCUUCAAGAGGCUGGAGAAAGAGCUCCGCCAGCAGCAGCCAGCGUGGCCCCCGCUCUAUGAGCCUCUCUUUGCCCCCCCCUCGGCAGGCUCCAUCACUGCAAGGUGAUGCUGCCAAAGGCCAUGAGGUGUGGCAGCCGGAAUCCUGGCUGGGCCGCUGUGACGCGUGGCUGCGUAACGUCUUAUCCUGGGCAAUGGUGCGCUUCGUUGCUGCUCCACAGGACGCAGUGGCAACAGACGGGUAGUGCUUCGGCCCCGUAAGAGCCCUUGAGCUACAGCUCCCCCAGGCAGGCAGGCAGGAGGUUUCAGCCGCACCAAAGGCGGGGGGGGGGGAAGCGUCAAGGGGCCCGUGGCCCUCCUUAGCACUGGACCCUUCUCCUGCAGGCCCCGUGGUGCUUGCUGCCGCCAAGCGUGGGAUCCCUGUCCUGCCCCCUCCC